Messenger RNA from Rattus norvegicus (Norway rat), 3974 nucleotides. Lineage: Eukaryota; Metazoa; Chordata; Mammalia; Rodentia; Muridae. The record is from RefSeq and is a predicted model, not a curated record.
UGGGGGAGGAGGCCGCAGCGGAGCCCGCCGCUCGCGUAGGCACCGGCCGGGCUCGAGGAGACCCGGCCCUGCCGGAUUCAGCAGGUUGGCCCGGAAGGCCCCCGGCGGCUUGGCGGCGCGGGCGGGGACCGGGAGCGGCGUCUGAUGCAACCUGCGGGCAACACCCGGCGGGGCUGAGCUCAUCCCUGGCCGCGGCCCAGCGCCGCCGCGCAGGGCGCCGACCCCCGCGCUCCCCCAGGCGCCCCCUCACCACAGUCGGGGAAGGGAUGGAGUACCAGGUGGCCCCUCCAGAACCUGCUCCCCGGCGACGUGCAGCGUGACAAGCCUGGCGCGCAUUGGCCCCUGGGAAUGGAGAGUGUUUCUAGAAUAGAAGAUGGACCGAAUCUUACUUUGGAGCCACCUAGGACUCUUCUGUCGCUUCCCAAACGGCUCGGUCUGGGGGAGGAGGGCCCGGGUCCUAUUUGGAGUUAAUAACCUAGUGGUCAUCUAGGGAAGGCACUUGAUUUUUUAAACACUUAGCGCUGCAAGAGGGAGAUUUCGUUUGUUUUUUGGGACGCGGCCGCGUGUCUUGUAGUUCAUUGGGAGGGGAAGGACAUCCUAGAUAGCGCACCGGUUCACUAGACGCAGAAGGUCAAGCCAUGAAGCCUUUCCUUAGCUCGCCUGGAGGGAACUCGGGAAAAGAGCCAGCAGACGAAUACAGGUACAUGUGAAGAUUUUUUGGCAGUUGAGUGUGGCCUUCUCGGAUCACACUGCUCUGAUUUCUACGUGUUCUGUGUUGGUGGAGGAACGGGCCCAAAUGAGCAAGCUGUCGCAGCCAGCCUCGACUGCAGGAGUGAACGGGAUCAGUGUCAUUCACACUCAGGCACAUGCCAGCGGCUUACAGCAGGUUCCUCAGCUGGUGCCCGCUGGGCCUGGGGGAGGAGGCAAAGCUGUGCCUCCAAGCAAGCAAAGCAAGAAGAGCUCACCCAUGGAUCGAAAUAGCGAUGAGUACCGCCAGCGCAGAGAGCGGAACAAUAUGGCUGUGAAAAAGAGCCGGUUAAAAAGCAAGCAGAAAGCUCAAGAUACACUGCAGAGAGUAAACCAGCUCAAGGAGGAGAACGAGCGGCUGGAAGCCAAAAUUAAGUUGCUGACAAAGGAAUUAAGUGUACUGAAAGACUUGUUUCUUGAGCAUGCGCACAACCUCGCAGACAAUGUGCAGCCCAUCAGCACGGAAACUACGGUGGCAAAUUCUGAUAACACAGGGCAGUAGAUCUCCUUCCAGGCGCCACAGCCUUGUGACUUGAACAUGAGAGGUGUGACCACCCUGCACCCCUUGGUUCAGUGGCUGAGCUCGGUCUUGUUCCAUUGGAGGUUAUUUUUUAGGCUCAGCACUGGACAGCUGGUUAGCCAUGUAAUUUAUCUGGUCUUAAAUGAUAAUGGAUUUUUGAAGCACUAAAAGAAAACUUAGGGUUUAUGGUUAAAAUAAAAUUCCUGGCCUUUAAUAUUCUUAAUAAAUCCUCACUUCCCCAGAAAUGCUUCUUUUGUAGGAAGGGGAAAAUGGAAGGUCAUAUUGAAGGUUCUGGGUUCUAAUGAGAUAAUACCUUGGACUAGGAAAAGCUGAAUUCCAUCUGUGUUCUUCAAUUUGUGAUUUUAUUCUAAAUUGUGUAUGAUAAAUUCUAGGGCUAUAGAAACCAGCCAUAAUAAUUUGGCCCAAUUUUAUAGAUGUAUAAACCUGUGUUAGCAUAAUCAGCAUCGUUUUUUCCAACACAUACACAUUUUAAAAAAUGACCUUAGGUGAAGUAAAGAAAUCCCAUCAGGUCACGUCGAGAGGUGGUUAAAAAUACAAGUUGUGUUUAGGAAGGAAAGAGGUGGUUUUGUGCUUUUCCCCCUUGUUUGUUUUAAAGGGCAUAGAGUGUGAUUGAACUUUGGGGGGCCUUCUGCUUAUUGGAUGAGCAUUAUCUGUAUCCUAAAAGACAGUAGCCACCGUGUACUGACAUUUUAGUUCCUGUGGAUGCAAGUAAAGGCAGCGUUUGGUUUGGGGGAGAAAGCAUUUUUUGUCCGCCAAGGUAGUAAGACAGAUGCCUUGGCUUGAUGGCACAGACCAUGAGUCACAGUACUGCAGAUUCGUUUGGCUUCUCGUGUUUGUUCAGAAUAACUUUCAACGGGGGCCAUGAUUUUUAAAGGUAAAGUUUUUGUGUGUGUGCUUGUGUGAAGAGGCACCUUUUGGUGUUUGAUCUCAACUAAACGAUUAUUAGAAAAAUGAUUUAACAUCAUGCCAUCUCUCAAAAGACUAGUCAAAGAAAACUUGAAAGUAUGAGAUUUGAAUCUUUAAUUUAUUUCCUCAAUCUAUUUUCUUUCUUUGGGGAAUUUUCUCUAGCAUAGUGGGCUGUUCUCCUGGCCUUCAUGUGCUGUUGCUUCCAUUAGUUUGCUUUUCUGUUCUGUGUAAAUUAUUUUAGAGAGGGAAUGCUGGUAAAACUCAGGAUAGUGACUCUUUGUUGUGAAACGGGAGAGCUGGGUGUUAGUAGGGUCUGCACUUAUCACUGUUGUUCUUAGUGCAUCUGGUAACUCAUGGUUUGCGCACAGUUCCAGAGCCAGUCUGUUGGUUCCUGAGAUGGUCACUAAACACGGGUCUUGUGUGAUCAAAGGUUGGGUUUCUGGGAAUCUUGUUUGAAUAUGGUCAUUUCUGGCCCUGUUUCCAACUAGGACUUGGUAACCCCAGUGUCACUCAGAUUGCUACUUAGCAAGGCAGGAAGUUGCUGACUGUUCUGGGCAGAAGCUGUCAGGGUCCUGGAGCUCAGCAGAGCUGAAGACAGGAGCCAAAAUUGUUCUUGAGGAGCCAAGAAAUGAGUGGGGUUUUAGAAAUUAGGGCUCAGCACCAGUUUGCCUUGGUUGGAAUAGCCAUCUGCUCAUAAAGAUUGAGAGAUGGUUUGGCUAACAAGGGCACGCCCAUACAUCUAAUCUUCACCAGCCAAUUGAUAAUUAUGUAAUGAAUUUAAUUGGUGAUGCAGUUAGGUCCCACUUGAAUGUGUAUGUACCUGAGGUUAGGCAGACUUUGGAAACUCCUACUUCUGAACCCCAGCUUUCACAAAUGGAUGUUCUUGUGGAAUUUGUGGUUUCUAGUGCUAGGACUUUAAAAAGCUGUGGGGAAGUCAGUGCUCAAUGUUCGAAAUCAGAAUGUAUAAGUGAAUUCCAGCUUUGCUCUUACCUUUGUAAAUGAGCUUGUUAGCCCCAGUUGUUCCACAUUGAGCGCAGAUGUUAAUUGGUGUUUGGAGUUUAUUACUCAUGUGAGAAUGGUGUUUAGCUCCAUAGAUUCUCUGUAAAGUUGGGGAACUAGGUUUGGGAAAUGGGUAAACUAAAGGCUUUGGGAAUUGUAGAGUGACUUUUGAAAGUCUUGUUACUGGGGAACUUUAGAGUUUGAUCUGCCUUGUGGACAGACAGGUUGGUGGCUUAGGAGUCAAACUGUAGUGUGGAUUAGCCAUGUGUGUCUCCUGGGAUGGCUGCCCUUUGACUAGUUCUGAGCACAGAGGAGGGAUCGGAGCUGCCCUCUGUGUCUGGCCUUAGUCACAGGUGACUUUGGAAUCUCAGAAAGGAUUUAACUAAAAUAUGACUGGGUGUUUGAAAUCCAGGUCAUGAGCCCAUUUAGUUUUUUUACAGUUCUCAAUUUAUGGAAGUAGAAACAUGUACAGUUUGAUAAGAAAGGGAUACAGCUGCUUUUGAUGUUUCUUAACCCCUCCCGCUCCUUUCCAGGGAAGUUUCGUGCCUGGACAACCCAUGGAACGCUUAGAGUGUUCCUGAUGCCUUAGAAAUCAGAAAGAGCCUGUUUGUGUAACAGGCUGGGGAAGAUUCCAUUCCACAGCUAAUCAGAUCUGCCUCAGGAAAAAUACUAACUUGUUCUAUUUGUUCCUGGCCUUCAGUUUGCGAGAUUACUCUAUUUUUUUAAAAUAUAAUUUUAUUUCUUUCAACAAAUUUAAAAAUAAAAAACACCUUUGGAACAA